Molecule: messenger RNA, 1284 nt
Organism: Rhagoletis pomonella (apple maggot)
Lineage: Eukaryota; Metazoa; Arthropoda; Insecta; Diptera; Tephritidae
Product: pyruvate dehydrogenase [acetyl-transferring]-phosphatase 1, mitochondrial-like
Exons: 2
Biological process (GO): protein dephosphorylation
Molecular function (GO): protein serine/threonine phosphatase activity
Source: RefSeq, a predicted model, not a curated record
UUUCAAAUUUCAGGAGCUGUGGCAGUUGUAGCCCACAUUGAUCACUUAGAUUUGCAUGUUGCGAGCACGGGCGAUUGUGGAGCAGUUCUCGGCAUACAAUGCCCCGAGACAGGGCAAUGGCAGGCGAAAAAAUUGAAUACCGAACACAAUGCCGAUAAUCUCAAAGAGGUGCAACGUAUCUUAGAAGAGCACCCCAAUGAGGAACAUGACACCGCCAUACGCAAUGAGCGAUUGUUGGGGCAAUUGGCUCCUUUACGAGCUCUAGGUGACUUUCGUUACAAAUGGAGUAACGAAAUCAUGGACAAAUACGUCGUACCUACUUUUGGAGAGCAUUCUGUUCCACCACAUUACUAUACACCGCCUUACUUAACAGCGCAACCUGAAGUACAACAUCAUAUACUGAGGCCAAACGAUAAGUUUUUAGUUAUUGCUAGCGAUGGUUUGUGGGAUUUUUUAACACCAUCGCAAGUCAUAAGUCUAGUUGGCGAACAUUUAAAUUCAAAAAAGGUGCUAGAACCGAUGAAGCUGCCUACAGGAGAAGUUACAUUGCUUGAAGUAUCCAAAUUGCUAGCUGAACGGAAAGCUGGACGCGCACGCAAACCUUUGGAUCAGAAUUCUGCCACACACCUGAUUCGAAAUGCGUUAGGUGGCACCGAUUACGGCAUUGAGCACUCCAAAAUCGCAUAUUAUCUUUCAUUGCCGCAGGAUGUAGUGCGCUUGUAUCGUGAUGAUAUUACAAUUACCGUCAUCUAUUUCAAUACGGAGUACAUAACAAAACUCAAUGCCGAGACAUAGACUACAACUCGAAUCAGGGCUCGAUUUGGGGUAUUCGUCGUGAGCUUACUGCGAAUGACCAGCGAUUCAGGCCCAGUGCUAAAAACUAAGCAUACCUCAAUGUAGUCUGUGACACGAAGAACUAAGCCAUCCUCUACACUUUAAAUUGCUCUUUUAGAUACAUAUAUUUGUAAAUAUCUAAACCUUUUUUAUUUACAUUUUGGGAAAUUUAGUUUCCAGGUUAACAUAAAAAAAUCUUCGUUCCUUUUCAAGUGCUAUAAAUUAUGUUAGUUUUUAAUGAUAGUUUGAAAUUUCAGUCUUACUUAGCCCGCUGCUUGUUGCUUUAGUUUUUAAGGCCAAUUGUGAAAAUAGAACGGUGAUAUAAAAUCAGCUUUUUCAUUUAAUUAUGUAAUAUAUAGCGCAUAAAGUAACUGCCGCAUUUUCUUUUUUUUGAAUAAAAGGAUUUAUUAACUUUAUUUAUAUUAAUUAAUAGGGGUAUUCAUUAAAAGU